This is a messenger RNA of Hemisphaericaspora subhashii, 501 nucleotides long. RefSeq lists its product as uncharacterized. The transcript has a single exon. NCBI's taxonomy places the organism in Eukaryota, Fungi, Ascomycota, Pichiomycetes, Serinales, Debaryomycetaceae. Bases 1 to 501 code for a protein of 166 amino acids. The record is from RefSeq and is a predicted model, not a curated record.
AUGAAUCAAGCCCAGGGCCAAUCUGAACAGUUUUAUCUUGCUGCCUAUAUCCCACCUCUUAGAGAUGGUCUGCCAAUUCCAGAUGAGAAUUCUAUUCGAGUUAAGCAAUUUCAAAAGUUGGUUUUCCAAGAAAAGAAGGUGGUUUUGGAUGAUUCAAUUAACGCACACAAGUUUGGUAUCGAUGGGGUUGUCUUGGCAAAUUCAAGUUUACAACUUGUCAAUGUCCCAAAUAUGUUUCUUAGAGUUGAUCAGAAGACUGGCCGUAUGAAGUUGUGUCCUAAUGGUAAAUCUUCUGUCGGUUUCAGUGUUCGUAAAGAUAAAUUGAAUUACAAUGGUCAAGACGCUUGGUCUGUUUGUAAUCCUGAAGGUGGUGAUUUUGGAUUUAUCUAUCCUGGCACCUUGAAAUCAAACGAUAAAUUUUGUAAGACGGGUGGAACUCAAAUUUUUGUCAGAACUGUUGGAAAGAAUGAUGCCAGUGGUGCCCUUCCAGAUUUCCCAUAA